CCCCCUUCCCCACCUCUCAUCACCCCCUUCCUGCCUCCUCCUUGUCUUUCGAAGCCUAGAGCGUCAUGCUCCGCCGGACGAAGAGCAUUGUCGGCGCACGAGUCCGCUCGAAGCAGCAGCAAGCCGUCUUCCCGAAUGCCGACGGCACUGACGCCGCUCCCGGGUCGGUCCCGCCCUCCGGGCGCCCGCUCGGCCCCGGACCCGAUGGCGGAGACCUCCUCGCCGUGGUGGCGGCCCACUCCUCUGGGGCCAGUGUGUCCGGCGUUGGCAGCGAGCAUGGCACCUUUCGGCCUGAGGGCGCCCCGGUGCGCCAGCGCAAGCUGACCAUGUCCCGCAAGUCUGCCCGCUAUGACGAGUACAUGUACUUCUCCCAGUGCAUCCGUCCCUGGAUUGAGCGUCGCAUUGGCCGGGCCUUGGACGAGGAUGCCGACCUGAUCUCGGCCCUGCAGCGGGGCCCGGCCUUCCACGAGCUGGCCUUCAGCUUGUUGCCCGAUGUCGUCGGUCGCGGUCCCGAGGAUCGCGCAUAUCGAGACAUGUCGGAGCCCUUCCUCCGGAGUGUGGCCAUCAACUCGGCCAGCAUCUUUGUCGAUGCCGUGGCUCGACACACGGGGACAGAUCCAUCGGACAUCUUUUCGCCGAUCGAGUUCCAGUCAAUCCCGCGGCUGACCACCUCGGAGACGGCCGACUCUGACUCCCGGGGUGACAACAUCGCCAUGAUCCAGCGCCUGAAGGUUGUCCAGGCCCUGGAAGCGGUGGCCAUCAACCUGGACAACUUCAAUCCCGACGACUUUGUCUCCCAGCCUGAUGAGGAUGGGCAUCUGAGCGGUGGCGAGGCAUCCUCCUCGGAGCCCGGAUCCUCCUCUGUCGUUGAGCCUGAGCCCGUCAUCAAGGCGCUGCUCCCGGUUGAAAAGGAGCCUCUCCUUGAGCCUACGGAUCAGUCGAUUGUUGCGGUUACCGAUGGACCUGAGUUCACGACCACGGCCGACACUGAUGCCGGGUCCGUGCCUGCCUCUGGUUCCGAGUCGGUUGUCGGGUCGACUGCUGGGCCCGUUGUUGAGUCCGUUGUUGAGACAAUUAUUGAGCACGCUCUUGAGCCAACCAUCGAGCCAGUCGUCGAGCCGGCCGUCGAGCCGGCCGUCGAGCCUGCCGUCGAGCCUGCCGUCGAGCCUGCCGUCGAGCCGGCCGUCGAGCCUGCCGUCGAGUUGGUCGAGGAAUCGAUUGUCCAGCCAGCCGUCGAGCCCAUCAUCACAUCCUCACUUACCACGGGGCUUGUGCUUGCGCCUGACACCGAUGCCGCGCUUGCCAAUGUGUCCGAACCCAUCGGCGAGCCGGCCUCUCCGUCCUCCCCCGAUACCGAUCACAUUCACAUGCCGGAGCUCCAGCCUGUUCUGGAGGAUGACUCCCCCUCGGCUAGCGGCGACGAGUCGGAUGCCUCUUCGGCGUCGGAGAUUUCGCUCCCCCCUUUGGAGGCGGUCGCCGCGGCGGCGGCCCGGCCGUUGACCCCCCGAACCCCGGGCGGCGGCCUGGCCCUGGCGGCCAGCAGCGUGCCCGGCGUCGGGGCCGGUGGUGGCGAUGACGACGACGAGGACGAGGGCGAAGAGGCGUUCUUCUGUCUGAACCCGAUGGCCGUGGCCAAAUAUGCCCGGAGCAAUGAGGUGCUGAAUCUUCUGCAGCAGAGCCCCGCCUUCAAUCGGACUUUCUCCUUCACCUCCACCUCGGAGUCCGUUUCCGAUCCGCUGAUCAGCACAUCGGUCAGCGAGAUCCUCGAGCGUUCGGCGGAUUCCCUUCGAUGGUCGCUCCCGAGCCCGGUGGCCGGCGAGCCGGGGUCCCCCUCGCGUGCGGGGCCUGACGGGGCCUGGGGCCCGGCUCGAGGCCGGCCACCGGCGCCCUCUCGGCCCCCGCAAUAUGGGUCCAGUCCGCUGUCACGGUCACUGUCCAGUGUCAGCUCGCGGCCUGUGUCCAUGCAUGUGGGCGGCACAUGGGGGGACUUCUCCAUCGACACGCCACUCCCUCUGGAUCCGGAGGCCCGGCGCCGGCUCUGCUCCACCACCCUGCCCAUGAAGCUGUCUCCGAAGGCCGAGGAGGCCGCCGGGGUUGCCGCGUCUGCGGCCCCUCCAACGGGGCGGCCGCCAGUUCGCCCGGCCAGCGCCGGUGCCGGCACCAGCAGCUCCACCACCGGCGCCAGCUGCCCGGACGGCACCGGCAUCGAUCCCAGUCAGCUGGACCCCCUGGUAAUGGAGGACUUGGAGCUGUUGCUCCAGUGCCCGAACAACCUGCGCGCCGCUCAUCGCGCCUGCAUGGAGCGCGGCGCCGACAAGACGGCCUUCCUGCUGGAGCAUUUGACCGAAAUGACCAAUGACAAUCGGAGUCCCAUGGACAUCGCAUCCAUCCACAUGACCCUGCAGUCUUUGUCGCAGAGGGAUGAGGACUCACUUUCGCGGCAGGUUCGGCCUCGGGUCCCCUCGGCCGUGGUCAUUCGACGGAAUCGCGUGCCCAAGAUCACUUCCCCGGUGCCAGCUGCCUCGCUGGUCCCGUCCCCUGAGCCUGCUCCGGCCAUGAUGGCCAGCCUUUCGCAGCCGCCCGUCAGCGGCCAGGAGCCCAUCAGCAUGCAGGAGCAGACCAAUGUCCCGGAGCACACAAGCACCCCGGAGCCGGUCAGCAACCGGCGUAGCCUCUUCGGCAAGCUGGAUCGUUUUCUGAAUCGCUCAUCAGACUCGACGCCCCCGAGCGGGGCCUCCUCUUCAUCCGGCCCGGUGAGCCCAUCCCCCGGUGCUUUGAAGCGCCACUCGAGCAUCCUCCGGGUGUCAUCAUCCAACCCACCUGCCUUUACUCUGAUCCCCGAUCCCACCCCGGAGAUGGUCCCGUCUCCGACUCCGGCUCCGGCUCCCCUUCCAGCCGCGGCUCCGGCCUCGACGCCGGCAGCCGAUCGUCGUCCUGAUUUGACGAUCGACAUCCCGGGUGGAUCAUCGGCCACCCCACCCGUCCGGCCUCUGUCAAAGCACCCGCAGCCUUCGCAGUCGUCUGCACACCUCCCGGCACGGAAUCUUGCGGGGCCAAUUCCCGCCCAUGAGCCCGAGCACACAUUGGCGCAUGGCUGCCUGCCAGGGCCGCCGCUUCCGGGGACUUCCAUUCCGACGGAUCUGUCGCUGGAAUAUGCCUUGACGAUGGCCGGGUCCGGGUGUGCUUUCGACCCGAAUUCCCACUUUUGGUACAGUUGCGGAUUGAGCAGUCUGGAUCCGCCGGGCCUCGGGCGUCAGGCCACCGCGGCAUUAUUGACCCUGCCGCCGGGGGUUGGGCCGGCUGCCCCGGCCGGCCCGCACUCCCUGGCUCCGUGCAACAUCUGUCUUUCGUGCGAUGAGCGCUGGUCCCGGAUCCUGGAGUCGGUCUCCCUGCCCGACAGCUGGACCAAGCUGGUCGGGUCGGAGCGCGUGGCUGAGUUGGGGCUGCCGAUGACCGAGCACAAGCGCCAGGAGGCCAUCUAUGAGCUGCUCUUCACGGAGUUGCUCUUCACCGGCGACAUGUCGCUCAUGCGGAAUGUGGCCCGCAUGGCGGUGGGCGGCUGCCCGGGAGCUCACUCGGAGGUGCUGGCCCCGCAUUUCUACCAGCCCCUGGUGACCUCCUCGCUGUUGAAGAUCACCCCCCGGACGCGGCGGUUGUCGUUGACCCUGUCGGCGUCGGCCGCGGCGGCCGGGCACUCGCCCCUCCCCCCGGCCUCCCCGACAUCCAAGCGUGCCUCCAUCCAUGUGUCCGGCUCGACGGACUCCCUUCUGGCAAGCCCCGGGGCUGGGUCCGGCAAUUAUCUCUCCUCGCUAGAGCAGCAGAGUCAGCAGGCAGCUUCGUCACCAUCGGCCGGCUUCUCCGGCCUUCGGUCCCCGUCGGCCACCGAAACCGAGCUGAUGGCCGGCCAGCCGUGCUCCUGUCCAUUGCCGCAUCUGCCCCGGGUGGAUGGGGCCUUCCAAUUCGGUCGCCGAGCCGAGGAGAUGGUCGCCUCGCCGGCUGCCACAAGCGCCGCCCAUGCUUCCGGGGAUUCUCCCGGCCCGGCGCGUGGGCUCCCCACCACGGCCUAUCAGCCGGGCCUGCUGACGCAGCAGGAGGCCGCCUCGCUGUUCGGCACUUCGGCCGCUCUGCUGGACCUCUCUCGGCGGGUGUCAAUGGCUCUGCUGAGCAGUGGGCUCGGUCAUCCGACCGCGCCGGUCCAGAGCAUCGGCCCGGUGCUGGCCUCGCUGGUCCCCCAUCUUCGGACGUUUGCCAAUUACUGCCGGAAUCACCCGAUCGCCCUGGAGAAGUUCAAUCACCUUCAGUCCUCGAAGCGUCUGUACCGGCGCUUCUUUGAAAGCCUGGCCACUGUCACCCCCGAGGCACCCGGGGCCGAAGUGGCCCGGCGAAGCUUUGUCGCCGGGUCGGCCCAAUCGAGUCCGCGCACGCCGGCCGACGGAUCCCAGGACUUCGACCCGUUUGGCAGCACCCCCGGAGACCGGACGCCGCGGGCGCGCUCGACCUCCGCCCCGCUUGCCGGGCUCCGGAAGAAGCCCCUUGACAUCCCGACCCUGCUGAUCAAGCCGGUCCAGCGCAUCUGCCGGUAUCCGCUGCUUCUCAAGGAGAUUAUCAAGAACACGCCGGAGGGCCAUCCGGACCAUGCCUCCCUGUCUGCCACCCUGGCAUCGGUGGAGGAAAUCGUGGCCGAGAUCAACAUGAAUGCCACGGCCCCCAUGGGAGCCGGCGGUGCGUCUUCCUCCGGCACCGGGCAUCGGGCCAGUGCUUCGCUGGUGGGAUCUCCCACGCGUGCGCCAUCCCGGCCAUGCCGGGUCCUUGUUUGUGAGGGCCUGAUUGGGGCCGAUGCCGAUCCCAGUGCCCAGCUUCGCUUCCUGGAGCGCACGGGCUUGCAAACCGGCUCGCGGCGCUUCAUCCGCGGGGAUACGGUUCUCAUGCUGACGCCGGCCGCCGAUGCCCCGGCCGCUGGGGCGGCCGGCUUCCUGGCCGGGGAUCUGGAGGACUCAUCUCGCUGGCGUGUCAAGGCCUUCCACAUGCUGAUGCUCGGAGAACUUGUGAUCCUGGCCUCGCGCGAGAAGAAUGCCUGGGAAAGUAACCGGGCCGCAUCUGCCGGAAUUGGGUCGUCCUCGUCGCUGACCGGUGGCAGCGGUCCUGCUGGUGGCAAUGGCGCCGGCUCGGCCGGGAGCAUGUCGAGCACAGGGUCCGGCGCCUCGGCCGCCUUGCUUGGGAGCAAGGACCUGCGCCUGUCGCACAUGUACUACAGCUGGUCGACGGCGGUGGCGGAAUUCGCCCCGCCCGGGUGGCUGCUCGGCAGCGACCUGGUGACCGAAGAUCUGGCAUCUGGCAUUGUGCCCGGCUUGCAUGGGCUCCUGCUGGCCGACCUGCAGCAGGGGUCCAUUCACCGGUUGGUCUUUUGCUCGGUGCUCGGGGCCGGUACCGGCCCCGGGAGCCCGUCCAUGCUGGGAACCUCGCCCGGAUCGAUGGGAGGCAUGGCCGGUGCCUUUGGCGCUGGCGCUCCGGUGCGCAACUACGCCGAGAAUGCCAGCCUCUCGGGGAUGGCCUCCGUGCAGGCGUGGCUGAAGCACCUCCGCAAGUCGGCACCCGGUGGGACGAACGUCAGUGGCACCGGGUCCGGGGCCGGGAGCCGGCCCCUGGCCGUCCCUCUGGUGGACCUGCCCGGGGGCCAGCGCGCAUCGCUGGUCAGCAGCUCCCGGCAGGAGACCCUGGUGACACAGGUGGCCACUCCGGCGGUUGGGUUCAUCGCCGAGAAGGCGGCCUCGGCCGUGGCGUCCGGUGACUGGCCCGCCGGCCAGUCGCCCACCAGCACCCAGCGUGCCCUUUCUCAUAUGCUCGGCUUCCCGGCCUUCUUUGCGGUGGUCCAGCCGCGGGCUCCGGCCUCCGAGGCUGUCUCGCCGCAAAUGGUCCCGGCGGUGCUCUUCCCGCCGAAUGGCGUGGGCGCCGGCUCGCCCACCUCCUCCUUCUCCAACCUGUAUUUGGCCGGCGGAGCCGCCGGGGCCACCCCCACCGGCAGUGCCCUCUCCAACUCCAACUCCUCGCUGGUGGGCUCGCCGAACUACGGGGCUGGCGCCGGUGGCAGUGGGUCUUCCUCGUCGCUGCUGGCAUCACCGGUCGCCGGGGCCGGGAUGGUCCCAUCUCCCAGCCCGGCAGCCCGGCGGACCUCCUCCGACUCGUCGCAGGGGCUGGCGGCCUCCUUGUCGGACUUGGCGAUGAGUGGCGACUCGGAUGCGUCCGGUGAUCUGGCUCCGGCCAGCAGCGCACUGGAUCUGGUUCGAGCCCUGUCCCGGCGUGGGGCCAAUCGCCUGCGGUCGGCGAGCUUCUCGCGCCGGUACUCCCCGGUCCCGGGGACCAUUGCCACCACCGGCGGGGCCGCUGCCGGCGGCGAGUUGGGCAGCCCUGGGCGACCGCCCGCGGCCAGCACCCCGGCCUCGCCGCUGGCCACGGCCCCGCCGGUGGUCCUGCUGGAUCCGGUUGAGGACACCCUGCUGGCGUAUGAGGCCCUGUCUUUGCCGCCGCCGCCUUCCUCGGCGCCGAGCCAUGUGACUGGCGCCCCUCCCGCCGGCGGGCGUUCUGCCGUGGCCGAGGUCGAGCCGGCAUCGCACUUGCCGCCACUCUCGCGCCCGGGCUCCGUGGUCGGGAGUGCUGCCUCCCUUCACCCGCGGCCGGCGGAUCCCAUGAUCGACUUGCCGGACGAAUCGGAACUCAUCGGCACCACGAUCACAACCCCGCCUCUGACACCGACCAGCUUGGCGGCGGUCGUCGAGUCGCUGGCCGCGGCGCAGGCCGCCACACAGGCCGCCGCCGCGGCCGUUGCUGCGGCGGCCAUUGCCACAGCCGCCCCCGGUUCCGAGAUCCCAGACUCGCAGGAGCCGGAGCCGGGCCCCGGGCGGCCGGGGCCCUUGACCGCCAUCACCCCCCCUCCUGGGGCCGGUAAGCCUCCCUCCGGCACUGGCACCGUGGGGGGAUCUCCUCUCGAUGACGAGACCAAGCUCCCAGUGACCAGCCUGACUGUGCUGGCGUCGGAUUCCGACUACGAUCUCACAUCGACCUUCAGUGAUGACGACUCGGACACCCUCUCCACCGACUGCAGCUCCGACCUCUCGGACUCCCUCUCCCUCUCGGACUCGGAUUCCGACAGCAGCACUGACCUCUAGAGGUGUCCACCUUCCCCUGUCCUUGAUUGCACACAUGGCCAGCCCGGCUGCCUCGUCACUUUCCCCUCCUUCUCCUGGCGUUCCGCCCCCGCUCUUCCCUCUGUGGUGGUGCCGUCAUCGCAGAAGGGGACCUGGGCGUCGGCCAGGCGCGCGUGUUUUUUGGUCCUUGAUGUUGUGUGUGUGUGUGUGUGUGUAU
Messenger RNA from Fonticula alba, 7359 nucleotides. RefSeq lists its product as hypothetical. NCBI's taxonomy places the organism in Eukaryota, Rotosphaerida, Fonticulaceae. The transcript is spliced from 10 exons. The record is from RefSeq and is a predicted model, not a curated record. Gene Ontology annotation, biological process: positive regulation of Rho protein signal transduction. Gene Ontology annotation, molecular function: guanyl-nucleotide exchange factor activity. The coding region runs from base 66 to 7163 and encodes 2365 amino acids.